Molecule: messenger RNA, 2971 nt
Organism: Leptopilina heterotoma
Lineage: Eukaryota; Metazoa; Arthropoda; Insecta; Hymenoptera; Figitidae
Exons: 2
Coding region: 839-2665 (608 amino acids)
Source: RefSeq, a predicted model, not a curated record
AAAAUUCAAAAUUCAAAGUCAUUUGAAUAUUUUGCUGAUAUAUUCAAAUAACAAACCAAAAAAAAAAAAAAAAGAAACUGUGACGAGGCCCUACGAUUUCUCUUUUAAGUACAAGGACAGAUAUCGCACAAGACGACUUUUCAAUAGACAGGAAGCAUUUCCCCCGAAAACCGGACUAGACUGCAUUCCUUACGCAAUACAAAAGACAACCAUCCUGACUUUUCCCAAAAAGGACUAAAAAGGGCAGAUUGAUGUUGACUGGCAUACGUGUGAGACGCAUUUUCUCUCCGCUUUAAAAUAAAAGUGUAAAAUAACAAGUGUUUGUUUUAUAAUAAAAAAUAAAGUAUUAAAUUAAAAUACUAAUUUAUUAUUUUCCCGUCACAAAAUUGGCGAUCCUGCCAGGAUAGUUCGACACGAUUACGAUCAAAAUCGACUAUCUUAGUGCGAACCAGUGGAAAAAAAGAGAAAGUUUUGUGAAAAAAAUUAUUAUUGUGGAAAGUGGAAAAUUAUUUUUGUGAAAAAAUAUAUACAUAUAUAUAUAUAAUUAUUUUGUGAGAAAUUAUUAUUGUGAAAAAUUAUUUUUUUUUGUGAAAAAAAAAAAUAAUUGUGACGGAUUAUACGGUGAAAUUUUCACUGGAAAUCACCGGAAAACACGAACUCGGGCCGAAUUAAGUAAGUUCGACAGUGAUUCCGUGGGUGUAAGUCCUAGAAAGGGUGUGACGUCACCCAACCAAGUUGGCAACGAGGGAGAAAAAUUCUUACGAGGACACUUUUCCAGCCCAGCUGUUCAACUUUUCAACGUGAGCUCUCUACGGAAAAUUCACCAAACCAGUACAACAUGUUUCUCAUCUGGAUAUUUAUAAUAAUUGAAGGGGUUCAAGGAAACGUCGUAACCAGGUCGUUAAAAGGCACCACCAUCUAUGCCGAAAAUCUUGGAGUCACAAAAAUGUAUCACCAGACUUGGAGACUUAUAUUAGGGAUAGACGUCUCUGGUAUCAAUGACCAUUUUCAACAAAUUCAAGAAAACUACGAAAGGAGUCUCAAAAUGUGUAACCGUUGCUCAGAAGAACUAACAUUGAAAGCAUUGAAUAAUAGGAUUGUUAGGUUAGAAGAGAGUAAAUCGGUUCUGAACCAAAUGCUUGGAGUUGGACGUAGAAAGAGAGGAUUCUUAAACAUCGUUGGUACCCUGUCUAAAACUCUUUUUGGCACUUUAGACGAAACCGACUUAACUUUGAUAAACCAUGAAUUUGAUUCCAUAUAUUCUGAUAACAAAAUUCUUGCUGACACACUCGGGAAUCAAACAAGGAUGAUAAAAUCUUGGCUAAGUUCAACAUCUCAUGAUUUACAACUAAUGAAAGAUCACUCCAUUAGUUCUGUCAGCGAAUUAAAUAAUAUUCUCAAUGCUACUAAUGCUAAUCAACAAAACCUCCUUAUCUCCAAUAUUAUUACUUUGUGCAGUAUGGCUAUAAGUGAAUUGAGUGAAGAACUCAAUCUUAUUAUCGAUGCCAUAAACGACGGUAAACAUGGAAUUGUCCACCCCCAAAUAUUGACGCCUUCCAUUCUCAUACGGGAACUGAAACAGUUCGAAGAUUCUUCCAAUACUAAAUAUCCCAUUCGUCUCAUUACGCAAAAUUAUCAACACAUCAUCGACAUCUCCGAGGUCUCAAUUGCCAUUACAAACAAAAGGCUUGUAUAUGUGUUACGAAUACCAAUCUUAGAAUAUGAAGAUUUGCAAACACUUCACUUAAUCCCAAUUCCCAUCCAACAUGCAAAUGGAUUCAUAGCUCCAAUUCCUACCCAUGAAAUUAUUUUAGUAAACACUGAAAAAAGCUUCUACAUCCCUAGCGACAUGUUUGCGCUACGACAAUGUAAAGAAACCGACGAUCUGAGAGUUUGUAAACGCGUUCAACCUUCUUAUUUAAUCAGCGAAGUACAAAGUUGCGAAACUAAUAUUCUUAAAAAUCAGAAUAAAGUUAUCAACGACCACAUGUGUCAAUUCUCUGCUUUUCAGAUUAUUGAAGUAGUAUAUAUACCAUUGAAAGAUCCUAACCAAUUCAUUAUCAUUCCACAAAAAGAAGUAGAAUUAAGCGCAUUAUGUAAUUCACAAUCUCAAACAAUUGUAAUAACAGAACCUUCUUUAGUUUAUAGUAAAACUGAUUGUAUUCUACAAACUCCAAAAUCUAUAUUAAAAAUGCAUCAAUCCAUGGAACGACGAACUGAUAUUAUAUAUAAGAAAAACAUAUCGUACACAAUUGAUCAGUCAGACUUUGAAUUGUUAACUUCACAAUUACCCACUGUACAAGACUCACUUCACCACGAAAACUUAAAAUUUCUACGACAAAACUUAGAUUUAAUGGAAAAUUCACUACAAAAAAUAAAAAAUCGACGCAGAAAUAAAACGUGGAUAGAAAAGGGAACAGAUUUUAUAACUUAUUUAGGUUAUACAUCAUUGUUAAUUGUAUUUUUGUUUACCAUGUAUAAGAUAGGAUUUUGCGAAUUACUUAGCAAAUUGAUACCUAAAAAUUUGUGUAUAAAAUUGUUCUGUGUAAAUGCUAACGUAAAUGCCACGCCAGUAGUCCAUUAUGCUUCCGUUGCUUCCGCCCCUGAGCAAGUAAUGACAAAUGAUCCAGUCAUUGUCUCAAAGUCUGUUAGGUUGCGAACUUAGAGACUAAGUUCAAUCUAAGACGGGAGGUGUGACGAGGCCCUACGAUUUCUCUUUUAAGUACAAGGACAGAUAUCGCACAAGACGACUUUUCAAUAGACAGGAAGCAUUUCCCCCGAAAACCGGACUAGACUGCAUUCCUUACGCAAUACAAAAGACAACCAUCCUGACUUUUCCCAAAAAGGACUAAAAAGGGCAGAUUGAUGUUGACUGGCAUACGUGUGAGACGCAUUUUCUCUCCGCUUUAAAAUAAAAGUGUAAAAUAACAAGUGUUUGUUUUAUAAUAAAAAAUAAAGUAUUAAAUUAAAA